Cynoglossus semilaevis (tongue sole) is the source of this 3903-nucleotide messenger RNA. RefSeq names its product protein phosphatase methylesterase 1-like. The record is from RefSeq and is a predicted model, not a curated record. Gene Ontology annotation, biological process: protein demethylation. The transcript is spliced from 17 exons. The coding region runs from base 893 to 2002 and encodes 369 amino acids. NCBI's taxonomy places the organism in Eukaryota, Metazoa, Chordata, Actinopteri, Pleuronectiformes, Cynoglossidae. Gene Ontology annotation, molecular function: protein methylesterase activity.
GUCCCCGAUGCUGCGAGUCAUGGCCAGGCGCCCGUUGACGUUGGCCUGACCAACGCUGUUCCACGUUACAAAACCUCCAGCGCUGUAGAUCCUGGAGACACGCACAGUGGAUUAAGUUCCCAAGUGAGUUUCUUGGCUCCUCCCUUCCUGCACAGCACGGCCCGGCUGUCCCCCACACUCCCAACCACUAACUCCACCCCAUCACGCAGCACAGCGACUGUGGCUGUGGUUCCAGCAGAGAGGACGGAAGCUGGAGAGGGAAGAGGUGUAGCAGAAGUCUGCAGCAUGUGGACCGCCGUGACCGUCAAAGACAGCAAAGUACAACAGGUUGUCCUGGAGCCGGGCGACACGAAGACGGUCCUCGUUCUGUUUCCUGAGACCCAGAACUGAGGAGCAGCCCACCAGGGACAGAUUCACCUGUGACUGAAGAGGCAGAGGGGCGGACCUUAGCCGACACUUCCUUCACAUAUACCCAAAGAUUCCCAGGAUACCAAGCGAUCUCUGAUGAUGAAGUCCAGACUGACUGACCCGCUUGCCUGCCUCACACCCCCCAACCUCGCCGCCCUCACCUGCAGAGAAAAACAUCAAGUUGACAGAGACGCUACACAUGUCGUAACAUCAGUGACAGCUAGGACACGCCGACUCUUAGCACCAGGUCGCAGCCAAUAGGCUGCAGCGAAGGCGAGGCCGCCUGACAAAAACAGAUGACAGGCUGUGGACCUUUGGUACUUAGACCAGACUCCACGUCCUCAUCCCUGUUUUGGCCCAUGGAUGCGGUGGAGACCAAGAGGAGCUGCCUGUACUGCUGAGUCCUGCCAGUGGGGGAGCAUUUACUGCAGCCACAUAACAGCUACUACGCAGAAGACUGGGGUGAAGCCAGGAUCUCUGCAGGAUGUGGGAGGAGAACUUUGAUACAGAGCAGUCGUCCAGUGAGGUUGGCCACAAGCUGGACUACUCGCCAGUGUCGUGGCGAGAAUAUUUUGACCAAAUGGAGGAUGUGAGCGUGGGUCCAUCAGACAGCAGAGACGUCUUCAAGGUCUAUAAGGCGGGGAGUGAAGGACCUCUGCUGGUUCUGCUGCACGGAGGCGGGCACUCGGCCCUGUCGUGGGCCGUCUUCACAACUGCCAUUUCCAGCAGAGUGACCUGCAGGGUAUUGGCCAUGGACCUCAGGGGUCACGGUGCCAGUGAGGUCCGCCAAUCAGACGAUUUCUCAACUCAAACAAUGUCCAGCGAUGUAGCUAAUGUGAUUAAAGCCUGCUACGGCGAGGCACCUCCACCCAUUGUUCUGGUUGGUCAUGGCGUUGGUGGGGCGAUUGCGGUGCAUACGGCCAGUAACGCACUGUUACCUACCACGGUGGGUCUGGUGGCCAUAGACGUCGUGGAAGGCAGUGCGAUGGAGGCUCUCCACAGCAUCCAGAACUUCCUGAAGGGCAGACCCAAGUCCUUCAAGUCCAUGGACCAUGCUAUAGAGUGGAGUGUGAAGAGUGGACAAAUCAGAAACCUAGAAUCUGCCAGAGUCUCUGUGGUUGGUCAAAUUAUAAGAUGUGAGGUGGAGGAGACAGACACUCUGGAGCAGGCCAGCCCUGUGACGGGUGUGGUGGUGGAGCGGAACGAGGAGUUUUAUGAUCAAAGCUAUGUAAACGACAAAGAAGACGCCGCCUCAGAGAGUGUGUAUAAGUGGCGUAUCGAUUUGUCAAAGUCGGAGAAGUACUGGGACGGCUGGUUUCGAGGAACCUCCAACCUCUUCCUGGCCUGUAACCUGCCUAAACUCCUGCUGCUGGCAGGAAUCGAUCGAUUGGACAGAGAUCUGACCAUCGGACAGAUGCAAGGUGAGACUUUAUUGCCUGGGACUCAGUUUGUUUCCAAACCAAGUAGGGAUGUAACGAGGCAUUGUGAAUUAAAUAAAAAUCAAUACAAACAGAUUAAAAAAAUCGAAAGAAUCGUGCAUCAAUACGUAAUGAGUAGGCGGCAUUAUCUCAAAAAGUCAGUGGUCAUACCAUGAGACUACACUCAGUAGUACAGUAGGUGGCGAUGUGCACCUAAAAACUGGUUGUGACCCAAUUAAAGGUCAGGUUCCUGCGUAGUGACAUUCAGGUGUUCAGACAGAACGUUUGUUUUCUAUUCUUUAAAAUCAGUCGUUUCAGUUUGAGUCUGUGAGGUACAGUAGACCAUUUCAGUUGUCAAUGAUAUUUUGCAUUGUUUAGUUUACAUCCCUGUAAUCAACACGAGCUCAUUUAUAGCUGAUGCUGGAUGCACACACACACACACACACACAUUAAGACACACAUCUUGAGACGGCAGCUCCUCCACAGCUGCUCUUGUCAGUCAACAGCUUCUCUGGAUGUGACAGCAGGUGUGUGUCUGUGUCUGUGUCUGUCUGUGUGUGUGCGUGCAAUGCAUCCCUGCCUCCAGGCUGAUUCAUGAUGCAGGUGCUGUCCCCCUGUGGCCACGCAGUGCAAGAAGACAAACCUGAAAAAGUGGCUGAAGCUGUGUCUUCUUUCCUCUUGAGACACAAAUUUGCUGAAGCCAGGAGAGAAACCAGGAGCUCCAACUCUUUCACACAAUGAAGUCUGUUGGUUCUGUUUAUCUCCACAUCAACAUCAUUCUGAUCUGCUGAGGUUCUUCAUGUGAAGAUCACAUCCUCUACCUUCUCUAAAACUUUUUUUGUGCACUCUACCAGGAAAAUGAAUAAAUAAAUAAAUUGAGAGAAAACAACAGAAACAAAAUCUCCUUCAGAAAAAGAAAUUCAGAUCAAGUCUCUAAUCUAAACUUUAACAGUGCUGUAUUAAAACAGAGAGAAGCCAGGUUUACGGCAAAGCAAAAUGUACAAUUAAAUAAACAAAAUAAUCUUGACUUCUGCCUCCAAAUUAUGAGAUUUAUCUUUAUCUCACAUUCAAUGAAAAUGAAAAAAUAGUAUAAAUAAAAAAGAGAUAAGGCCAUGGGGAAGAAAAAACUCAUUGGAAGAAGAAAAUCAAACCCUUGUUGAGUCAAAAGUAAACAUUUAAACACCAUCAUCAUCAAGAGAUCAGAAAAACAGGAUUAUGGGAUUAAUAAAUAAUUCCAACUGAUCCAACUGAUGAUGUCACGUAAAGUGAAACAAAUGAGAAAAAAAGUAACAAAUAUGAGAAUUUAGUCAGGUAUGAGAGUAAAAGUCAGAAAUUACUUUUGUUACCAGUUUGUUUUUUCUGCCUUCGUAAAAUGAGACUUUCUAAAUGUUCUCAGUGCAUUUUACGAGCGAACGAACUACGCUAACUCGACAUUAGAAAGGAACAAUGAAGUCAAGGUGUAAACAGCCAGUAUACACUGUUUCAUUAUAAAGUGCUAGGUAGCAACUAGCUAGGCUAUAGGUUAAUUGUAUUUGUUGGUUAGCCAGUUUAAAUAAUCCAAAGUAAUUAUUUUGAAAGUUGUUUGAUAAAUUCAAAAUUUGAGUUUGAUAAAAUACAGGGACUUUAGCCUUUUAGCCAAUUAGUAGUGGACUUAAUGUAAAAAUAAAUCAGAGGGAUAGUGAGAAAUGUUUUAAUUUCCUCAAAAGCUAACUUAAGCUCUGUUUGCAGACGCUAACUUCUGUUAGCCAACUUACAAAGACUGUUGGCUAGAGUAGCAUUUAGCUCGUAAUGUAGUUGCAGGUCAUUGAAAUGGAUGGUGGUGCAAAUUGUCUGUGAAUAGUGUUAGCAUUAAUAAAUGACUUUGUUGAGGACAAAGUUGACUGUGGGCCGUCUAUGUGUCUUGUUAACCAUUUAGUUUUCACCUUGUUUUUUUUUUUUUUUUGUCCUAAUGCAUUGUUUCUGUAGCAGCUUUGAUAUGUUUAAAUAGUUAAGUCCACCUUAAUACUGGUUAGCCAAGUAAACUGUUAAUUUUUAUAAUUGUAUGUAGACACAUUUUAUUCAGAAAUUGCAAUUUGAU